UGUGUAUACACAGGUUACAGCAAUGAUGCAGUUCACAUUGACUCUCUGUAUCACUUGAUGACAUGCAUGCAGUGUUGAUAAGCAAUAUGGCUCCAUGAUUGCCACCAACUUAUCCAUUGACGGUGUACCCAUUGUUGGCAAGACUUUUGACCUCUGCUCUCUGGCGGGUGAGGAUGGUGUUCCCUGCCCUAUAUAGCUGUGGGACAACAUAAGCUCAAGAUAACCUGGACAGUGAAGGACAAACAAUCAUCAUGCAUACCAUUAUCUCAUUCUGUAUGCAGGAGAACUAUGUUGUGUAUGUGAUGAUGACUGAUAAGGAGCAAGAGGAUUGAAAGUAGUCUUUAGGCUGUAGUUUGCACAUGACUGUCAUGAAUAUUGUACAGUAGCAUUGUAAAUGAUUAUAAUUAAAUUUAGCCAUUAUGAAGACUGUCACAGUGUUAGUUUGCUUUUGUCUGCUUCUGGUGUCCUCAUCAGCAGCCAAACAGUUCAAUGUUGGAGACAUUUGGAAGGACUGCAGUAAGUCAGGGGAUGCAGUCAAGAUCAACUCAGUGACAAUAUCACCAGAGCAGCCAGAGAAAGGAGAGACAGUGUCAGUAGAGGCUGUCAUCACUGUACAGAACAACACCAUGAUCACUGGUGGGAAGAUCAAUGUAACUGCAUCAUUGGACAAUGUCCCAUUGUUGGAGAAGAUCUUUGACUUAUGCUCAGAGUCUUCUAUUAUUGGUGUCAACUGUCCCCUAACUUCUGGACAGCGUACCCUCUCUGCUAAGCCGACCAUCACUGACCUGGCCCCUCCUGGAAACUAUACUAUCCUUGCCAUCAUUGAAGACCAAAACAAACAAGAGGUGCUUUGCAUAAAAGCUGAUUUUAAACUCUAACUUAGCCUAUAAUUUGUUUAGUCCACAUGCAGUGUAAAUUGUUAUGGUGAUUUACUUUCACUUCAUAAAAAAAAAUUUUUUUUUUUA
Messenger RNA from Halichondria panicea, 965 nucleotides. Its product is annotated as putative phosphatidylglycerol/phosphatidylinositol transfer protein DDB_G0282107. The transcript is spliced from 4 exons. Gene Ontology annotation, molecular function: sterol binding. Gene Ontology annotation, biological process: sterol transport. Bases 420 to 878 code for a protein of 152 amino acids. The record is from RefSeq and is a predicted model, not a curated record. Lineage: Eukaryota; Metazoa; Porifera; Demospongiae; Suberitida; Halichondriidae.